AUGUUGCCCGUGAGUCUGUUGGCUCUGGGAUUAUCCUUUGCAGCUUCAGCAUCUUGCCAUCUGCAUGCUCCUUUACGCAAUCGCGCAAUAAUUGACCAAAGCGGUCUCGCUGACAGCUAUGACUAUAUUGUCGUUGGCGGCGGCUCCGCGGGUCUCAUCGUUGCUUCCAUUCUUUCAGACAAUUCUAGCGUUUCUGUUCUUGUUCUCGAGGCUGGCGGGUCUGGAGAUGAUGUCGCCGUUCGUCGAGAUACUCCCGGAGACACUUAUUACAAUGGUCUCGGCGGUACUGAGUACGACUGGUCGUUUUCAACUGCUGCACAAACCAACCUUGGCGACCGGAUCCUUAAGUGGUCUCGGGGCAAGAUCCUUGGUGGUUCUGGUGCGACCAACGGCAUGUACUACACGCGUCCCAACACCAUUGAGAUGAAUGCGUGGGCCAGUCUCUUGGAAUCACAGGACUCAGCUGGUUCCGCCAAGUGGGGCUGGGACAAUUUCUACUCGGUUAUGAAGAAUAUGGAAACCUGGACUCAGCCCACUGAUUCAGCAGCAUCUGUUGGUGACAUCCAAUACGAUGCUUCUGUUCACGGCACCAGUGGUCCCCUUCAUUCAUCCUAUCCUGCUGUUGAAAUAGGUUUAGUCGGUAACUGGACGCAAACUUGUUCCGCUGCCGGUAUUCAGACGCGUACGGAUCCUCAUAGUGGAGAGAACUGGGGAGCCUUUGUUUCUACCUCGUCUAUCAAUCCCACGAACUGGACUCGUUCAUACUCGCGUUCGGCCUACAUUGACCCCCUUCCGCCCCGGUCCAACUUGGCCAUCUUACCCGGUGCCACUGUCACCAAGAUCGUAUGGGGUAGUUCUGACAGCAACGGUCUCAAGGCUACGGGCGUUUCCUGGGCGGCAGCUUCAGGCUCAACAGAGCAGACCAUCAACGCCAAUAAAGAAGUUAUUCUCGCUGCUGGGGUUGUUGGCUCGCCCCACAUCAUGCUCCUGUCUGGGGUUGGUCCUUCUAGUGUUCUCUCCAGCGCCGGCAUCGAACAGAAACUGGAUCUCCCAGGAGUGGGUCAGAACGUCCAGGAUCAUGUCGGUAACGGUAUUACUUUCUCCACGACGGCGGACACUUUGGGCAGUAUUUACGCAAGCAACUCCACUUUUUCAGAAUCGACAGAGUUCCUUUCCCUGAUCAACAAUGCCAUCGCCUACGUUAACCUAACAGUUCUUAUGGGUUCUAAUGCCGACACUUGGAUUCAGAGCGUCAAGAACGAUUAUACCGCCAGCACGGGUUAUCUUCCCUCUAAUGAUUCCACCAUCGUAUCUGGCUAUGAGGCCACUUUCAAGACUAUUACGGAAACAUAUUACCCUAGUGCAGACCCCCAGAUUGAGCUCCUGUUCUCAUUGAACGCAGCGGGUACUGUCAUCAUCCAAGCCGCGCUUCAGCAUCCUUUGAGCCGAGGCCAGAUCACGAUCAACUCUACUUCGGCGUUCGAUUCUCCUGUCAUUGACCCCAAUUACUUCGCGCAUUGGGCCGAUCGUGAUAUCCUUCGUGCGGCGUUCAAGUUGUGUCGUACGAUCGGUGCAACUGAACCAUUGUCGGGCAAUCUUGGCACCGAGUCUGCCCCCGGAACUGAUGUCACCACUGAUGAUGCUUGGAAUACCUGGAUGAACGCAAACGUGCACACAGACUACCAUCCUAUUGGCUCCAUGAGCAUGCUUCCAAAGGACCAGGGUGGCGUGGUCGAUACUAGCCUUAAGGUCUACGGAACUUCCAACGUCCGCGUCAUUGAUGCUUCCGUAAUUCCGAUUGAAAUGUCUUCUCAUAGUGGCAGUCUCGCUUUCGCCAUCGGUGUCCUGGGAGCUGAUCUUAUUCAAAACCCCGUUACAGCGACUUCUACGGCGACGAGCUCGGCCCACAGCAGUACAUCGACGUCAUCAAGCUCUGGCUCCAGUUCCGGCAGCACUGGUGCUGCAACGUUGACACUUCCUCCUCGAGCAGGCUUUGCUGUUGCAGCUAUCGUUGCUGGCGUCAUGCUGUUCUUGUAG
Desarmillaria tabescens is the source of this 2037-nucleotide messenger RNA. RefSeq names its product GMC oxidoreductase. The record is from RefSeq and is a predicted model, not a curated record. Gene Ontology annotation, molecular function: oxidoreductase activity, acting on CH-OH group of donors; flavin adenine dinucleotide binding. Bases 1 to 2037 code for a protein of 678 amino acids. NCBI's taxonomy places the organism in Eukaryota, Fungi, Basidiomycota, Agaricomycetes, Agaricales, Physalacriaceae. The transcript has 8 exons.